This is a messenger RNA of Dentiscutata erythropus, 416 nucleotides long. The record is from the annotation of a GenBank genome assembly. Lineage: Eukaryota; Fungi; Glomeromycota; Glomeromycetes; Diversisporales; Gigasporaceae.
GUUAUCGACUUCAAAAUGCAAAGAGAUCACUUGAAAAAAAUCACAAUGAUGCCUAUUCUAAAUGUCCAUGCACUGAAGCCAAAGCAAUGUUUGAUAAUGAAAUUCGUGGCUUUGUGACUUUCACUCAAGAAGAAUGUGGUGAUACUCAAGUGAGUGGUAUUUUCGCGACUGGACUCUUAAAUCCUCCAUAUGAAUUUUUCAUUACUGAUAAAUGUGGAAACAUUAUUAGAAAUAUCACUCAAGAUUUGAAUGUUGAAUAUUGUAAUAAUGGAACUAAACCUUUCAGUGCGAAACUUAGUAACCUUAACCUUAAUUGUGAUUUUAUUCGCUCAUUGCAAUGGCAAACUCCUGGAUCUGGUGGUGCUGAUAUGGUAGUCAACGGUGAUCCUUCUGCUACUGCAGGCAUUUAUCCGUAA